AUGAAAGACAUCAUCACUAAGAGAGGGAAAUAUAUAGAUAGCGAGAACAUUGUAGUAGGAGGAAACUGUAGCACGAUCAUUCAAAGGAAGCUACCUAAAAAGUUCAAGGACCCCAGAAGUGUUACCAUCCCAUGCACUAUAGGGAAAGAAACGGUCGAUAAAGCCCUCAUUGAUCUAGGGGCAAGCAUCAAUUUGAUGCCUUUAUCAAUGUGUAGACGAAUUGGGAAUCUAAAAAUUGAUUCCACUAAGAUGACACUUCAAUUGGUAGACCACUCAAUUACGAGACCAUACGGGGUGGUAGAAGAUGUCCUGGUCAAGGUUCGCCACUUCACUUUUCCGGUGGACUUUGUUAUCAUGGACAUCGAUGAGGACACAAAAAUUCCCCUUAUCUUAGGCAGACCCUUCAUGUUGACUGCCAACUGUGUGGUAGAUCUAGGGAACGGAAGCUUGGAACUGAGUAUUGACAGUCAGAAGAUAACUUUCGACCUCUUUAAAGCAAUGAAAUAUCCACGGGAAGGUUGGAAGUGCUUCAAGAUAGAAGAGAUUGACAAGGACAAUAAUGUCAAUAUUCUGGAUACACCACACACUUCACUGGAGAAGGCAAUAGUAAAUAAGAUGGACUGUCUCACCAGUGAAGAAGAAGAGGAUCUCAAGGCUUGCUUGGAAGACUUGGAUCGGCAAGAAAUCAUUCCUGAGAAAGAAGCCUGUUUUGAGAUAUUAGAGAAUGAGGCUCUGCCAGAGAAAAAGAAGGUUGAAUUAAAGGUAUUGCCUAAGCAUUUAAAGUAUGUGUUCCUGGAGGGUGACACCAAACCUGUAGUAAUUAGUAAUGCACUAACACAGGAAGAAGAGAACAGGUUGGUGGACAUCCUGAGGAAGCAUAAGGAGGCAAUCGGAUGGCAUAUAUCUGACUUGAAGCGAAUCAUUCCUUCAUACUGCAUGCAUAAAAUAAUGAUGGAGGACGUUUACAAGCCUAUUCGACAACCUUAG
Messenger RNA from Glycine soja, 987 nucleotides. RefSeq lists its product as uncharacterized. The record is from RefSeq and is a predicted model, not a curated record. The transcript has a single exon. NCBI's taxonomy places the organism in Eukaryota, Viridiplantae, Streptophyta, Magnoliopsida, Fabales, Fabaceae. Bases 1 to 987 code for a protein of 328 amino acids.